Molecule: messenger RNA, 945 nt
Organism: Spirodela intermedia
Lineage: Eukaryota; Viridiplantae; Streptophyta; Magnoliopsida; Alismatales; Araceae
Source: the annotation of a GenBank genome assembly
AUGCUCACCAAGACCAACUACUCCGACUGGGCACUGCUCAUGAAGGUCAAGCUCAGAGCCCGGUUGCUCUGGACCGCCAUUGAGAAAGGGGGCGUCGAACGCCACAAAGACAUGCAGGCGCUCGACGCGCUCUGCAGCGCCGUGCCGCCGGAAAUGUGGCCGGUGAUCGCGAACAAGGAGACGGCCAAGGAGGCCUGGGAGGCUAUCGCCACCAUGCGGAUCGGCGAGGACAGCGUAAAGAAGACGUCGGCUCAGAACUUGCGGCGGCAGUUCGACUCGGCGAAGUUCAAGGAGGGAGAGUCUGUUGAGGACUACGCGCUGCGUCUCAACAGCAUGGCGUCGACUCUCACCACCCUCGGCGACAAGGUCAAAGAGACGCAGGUAGUGGAGAAGAUAAUCCGCAGUGUUCCCCAGCGUUUCAGGCAGAUCGUGGUCGCGAUCACGAUGCUGCUCGACGUGUCGACGCUCACCGUCGCGGAUUUGACGCGUCGGCUCAAGGCGGCGGAGGAUGCCUUCGAGGAACCGCCAUCGGCUAUGCACCACGACGGCAAGCUGUACCUGACCGAGGAAGAGUGGGACGCACGGCGGAGGAAGCGUGAUGCUGAGAAAACUGGUGGUGGAGGUAGCAGCAGCGUGACACACCGUGGCAGACGCGGGCGCGGGCGCGGGCGCGGGCGCGGGCGCGGGCGCGGCCGUGGCAGCGACAAGGGCUCGUCAUCAGGCGGCCUGACGGGCAACUCAGGCCGGCCCAGCGGUGAUGAGUGCAGGAGAUGCGGGAAGCUGGGCCACUGGGCCCGCGAGUGCCGCUCGAAGCCCAAGAAAGAGCAGGCCCACGUCGUCCAGAAUGAGGAGGAGACCUCGCUCCUUCUCGUGAAGUCAACGACGGCCAUAUCGACGGCGCCGCCACCAACCUCCACUCCACCACGUUUUGCUGCGACUCCGUAG